This is a messenger RNA of Sphenostylis stenocarpa, 360 nucleotides long. The record is from the annotation of a GenBank genome assembly. Lineage: Eukaryota; Viridiplantae; Streptophyta; Magnoliopsida; Fabales; Fabaceae.
AUGGUUCACGGUGUGGUGGCUGGUGGUCAUGGUAGUUUCCCGCUGGUGAAGAGGGAAAAGGUAUUCGGAGUAGAGUUGGAGGCUGUGACCAGGAAGGAGGCGAGUGACACUGAUGCGAGCACGCCAAUGGUGGGAGAAAAGGAGAGUAAAAUGGCUAAGGUGGUGUAUGAGGCAAGGACGAUGAGGAUGGUGGAGAUUUGGCCAGUGACUAGAGUGGGUGCAGGGAGAAGUACGAGGAGGAAGGUGAAUAGGUUUAUGGGAUGCUGUGCUGGAGACGAGAAUGAGGGUGUGCAGUGUGCUGAGGGAAAAUGUGGUGAGAGAGAAGGUGCGGAGUUCAAUAGAGUGGGAAGGGUCACGUGA